Rhagoletis zephyria (snowberry fruit fly) is the source of this 1527-nucleotide messenger RNA. Its product is annotated as WD repeat and FYVE domain-containing protein 1-like. The record is from RefSeq and is a predicted model, not a curated record. Gene Ontology annotation, molecular function: protein binding. Lineage: Eukaryota; Metazoa; Arthropoda; Insecta; Diptera; Tephritidae. Gene Ontology annotation, cellular component: early endosome.
CGUAUUUAUAAUGCACCUUACAAAUUUUCAGGAAUAAGACAGCACCAUUGCAGGAAUUGUGGAAGAGCUGUGUGCGAUAAUUGCUCAGCAAACCGCAUCAACAUACCCAUAAUGGGAUUUGAAUUUGAUGUACGCUGUUGUGAUCCUUGCUAUAAGCAACUUCAAACCGUGGAACGUCCCACUUUGGCUUCUUUCCAUGAUGCUAAGCACUCGAUCGUGAACAUGGACCUAGAUGAAAGCCGAAAAUUGCUGUUGACGGUUGGACAAGAUCGCAUUAUUAAAAUUUGGGAUAUAUCUACAAUUUGGAAAUAAAAAAUAAAUCAAUAUUCCAUUGGUAUAUUUAAGAAUAAAUUAUAUUAUUUAAGUAUUGAGAACAACAUUCCUUAGAAUGUGUCACGGAUGGUUUACUUCAUAUUUCCCGGUUUAAUAAGUAAAAUUCGUCUAAUCCAUAUAGUUUGUUCAAGUAUUCUUCGAAAACCCUCGGAAAAAAAUCUGAUUUGUUUGUAAAACAGGCAACCUUGUGAUUUGAUUUCUCGUAAAUAUGCGAGACUUAUAGAUAUUUAAAUAAGUAGGAUGGCUGCCUGAUUCAAUAAUAAAAGAUUUGCUCAGAAAACAGUCUUCUCCCUCUCUCUCUCCCUCUCCCUCUGUCAAUAAAAAUAAUAACUGAUGUCCUGAGAAGUUAUUUGGCUACGUUCCAAAUGUACUUAAAAUUGUGUGUUUGUACUAAAUGUACUUUCAAACUAAAUAAAGAUACGAUUGUACCAACUUUUCCAUCACUGUAGGUAAUCCAGCAGCUGAUUUCGUAUCGCUAAUUGCGCAGCUGACGUGUGUGUAAACACCAAACUCAAUGCCGCAAUUUAAGGCUUAAUUGCCUCAGCAAAUUUGACUGUUUGAACAUAGUCUAAGGGAGUGUCAAAACUCGAAUGCCACUAGUGAGCAAACCUUUAAUUACACUGGUUUACAGAAAAAAUGUUCAAUGGAUGCCACUAUCCAGUGCCCAUAAAGAAUUGCCUGCUGAUUCCGGAAAUGGACUUCAUUUUUAACCGACUUCAUUUUUAACCGACUUCACAAAAAGGAGGAAGGUUAUCAAUUCGUCUUAAUAUUUUUUUUAUUUUUUUUUAUGUAUUACUAUGUCUCCAUUGAGAGAUUUACAUAUUAAGAUUUAAUAAAUCCAUUGCCACAACGAGAUAUAUUUGACGUUCACAUUUUUAAAUACUUGACGUUUGCUUAUGUAUAGGGUUGCCAGAUUUUUUUGGCGCGAAAUCAGUACAUUCGACUUUUUCAUGCUAUAAAAAUCAGUACUUUUCAGUACACUUUUAUUUCAAGCAGAAUUAUGAAUGUUAGUAGCAGAUAAUACUUUAAAUCGGCAGAGUACUUAUCUUUAAUAAUAUCUUGAUAUAUAAAUGAAAUGUUGAUCACAAAAAAUAAAAAUGUUAUUCUUUUUAAUAUGAGUAUACACAUUAACAUGUACUUAGUAUCAAAUACCUUUAUAGUAUCAUCACAGGAGCCAAUAAAUUAUUUUAUAUA